ACAGCAGCCCCCGCGCUGGUUCACUUCCCGGUGCCAUCCCUUAAAACUGGUCCCCAAACUGCUUCUUUCUAUCUGGGGGGCAGGGACAGGGUGGUUACCUGGUGCAACCACCGGGGGCACCGUGCUGUACCACCCCAGCCGACACCUGUUUCCUCCCCCUGGGCAGGUCUAAGGAAUGCCCCACGCUGCUGGGACGUGAUCCAACCCCUGCUCUGCGCCGUCUACAUGCCCAAGUGUGAGGAUGGCAAGGUGGAGCUGCCCAGCCAGACCCUGUGCCAGGCCACCCGCGGGCCCUGCACCAUUGUGGAGCGGGAGCGGGGCUGGCCCGACUUCCUCAAGUGCGGUCUGGACCGGUUCCCAGAAGGCUGCCCGAAUGAGGUGCAGAACAUCAAGUUCAACAGCUCGGGGCAGUGCGAGGUGCCGCUGGUGCGGACGGACAACCCCAAGAGCUGGUAUGAGGAUGUGGAGGGCUGCGGCAUCCAGUGCCAGAACCCGCUCUUCACUGAGAGGGAGCACCACGAGAUGCACGUCUACAUCGCCGCCUUCAGCUCUGUCACUAUCUUCUGUACCUUCUUCACCCUGGCCACAUUUGUCGCUGACUGGAAGAACUCAAACCGCUACCCAGCUGUCAUCCUCUUCUACGUCAAUGCCUGCUUCUUCGUGGGCAGCAUCGGCUGGCUGGCCCAGUUCAUGGACGGGGCCCGUGGUGAGAUUGUGUGCCGGGCCGAUGGGACCAUGAGGCUGGGUGAGCCCACGUCUAACGAGACGCUGUCCUGCGUGAUCAUCUUUGUCAUCGUCUACUACUCACUGAUGUCGGGCGUGAUCUGGUUCGUCAUGCUGACCUAUGCCUGGCAUACCUCCUUCAAGGCCCUGGGCACCACCUACCAGCCACUGGUGGGCAAGACCUCCUACUUCCACCUGGUCACCUGGUCCAUCCCCUUCGUCCUCACUGUCGCCAUCCUAGCUGUGGCACAGGUGGACGGCGACUCUGUCAGUGGCAUCUGCUUUGUGGGAUACAAGAACUAUCGCUACCGGGCUGGCUUCGUGCUGGCCCCCAUCGGCCUGGUGCUGAUCGUGGGGGGCUAUUUCCUCAUCAGAGGUGUCAUGACUCUGUUCUCCAUCAAAAGCAACCACCCCGGGCUGCUGAGUGAGAAGGCGGCCAGCAAGAUCAACGAGACCAUGCUGCGGCUGGGCAUCUUCGGCUUCCUGGCCUUUGGCUUUGUCUUCAUCACCUUCGGCUGCCACUUCUACGACUUCUUCAACCAGGCCGAGUGGGAGCGCAGCUUCCGGGAGUACGUGCUGUGUGAGGCCAAUGUGACAAUCGCCACCCAGACCAACAAGCCAAUCCCCGAAUGCGAGAUCAAGAACCGGCCCAGCCUGCUGGUGGAGAAGAUCAACCUCUUCGCCAUGUUCGGCACUGGCAUCUCCAUGAGCACCUGGGUGUGGACCAAGGCCACGCUCUUGAUAUGGAGACGCACCUGGUGCAGGCUGACUGGGCAGAGUGAUGAUGAGCCCAAGCGCAUCAAGAAGAGCAAGAUGAUCGCCAAGGCCUUCUCCAAGCGCAAGGAGCUGCUGCACAACCCCGAGCAGGAGCUGUCCUUCAGCAUGCACACCGUCUCGCAUGAUGGGCCCGUGGCCGGUCUGGCGUUCGACCUCAACGAGCCGUCAGCCGAUGUCUCCUCCGCCUGGGCUCAGCACGUCACCAAGAUGGUGGCCCGACGAGGUGCCAUCUUGCCGCAGGACAUCUCCAUCACGCCCAUGGCCACCCCUGUACCACCCGAGGACAGGCCCAACCUGUGGGUGGUGGAGGCCGAGAUCUCGCCUGAGCUGGAGCAGCGGAGCAACCGCAGGAAGAAGCGGAGGAAGAAGAAGAAGAAAGAUGUCUGCCCGCUGGGGCCUGCACCCCUGCCCUGCGACGGGGGCUGCUGCGCCCCACCAGCCUCCAGCUCCGUCCCGCGCCUGCCCCAGCUCCCGCGCCAGACCUGCCUGGUUGCUGGCCCCCGUGACUCCCGGCUCAUCGAGGAGACGCUGCUCCCCAGCUCCUACCCUGCACUGAGACCUAGCUUCUUCCCCCGGGACCACCAGUACCCGGGCAUGUUGCACCUCAUCAGCAACCCCUUCUGCCCCGAGAGCAGGCCCCAGGAGGAGCUGAACCUGGGGCACAGCAGCAUGAGGGGCUGUGUUGCCCCUCAGUCCUGCCUUGGUCCCAUGCCAUCCUCUGCCUCCAAGCUGGACCCCUAUGGGCCGCGGACUCAGGGCCGGCGGUCCACCUUUGCCGCCGGGCACUCCCGGACAAACCUCGUGGAUGCAGAGCUGCUGGACGCUGAUUCAGACUUUUAGACUCUCCUAACGCAGGAGCCUGGGGUGCGCUGGAGCACUAGGAGUGAGGGCGUAGGAGGAGGAUGCCCUGGAAGGGGGCAGAGCUGGCUGGGGAUGCUUCCUCUGACCCCAAGUGGGCCCAACCCUCCGCUGCUGUGCAGCCACCUCUGGACACUACCCAGCCACGAGGCUCAGGCCUGGCCCCUGCUGCAGGGAGUUUGCAGCUGUGGGCACUGAUCCCUGCGCUUGGGCUGAGCUAGGUGCCACUGGAGAAGUGUUAUUUGUUGCUCUGAGUGACCUUGGUCAGUUGGCAGAAGGGAUGGGGCGUUGUGGGGGGCCGUAGCCACCUGGGGCAGCGCUGUGCUCCUUAAAUGGAGCUGCAUCAGGCUCGCCAUGAUGGGGAGGAUUUGGGGACACUCCUGGGGCAGCCCCAGCUUGGACAGGCCUCAGCCAUGGCUUUGCAGUCUGAGGACUCUGGGUGAGGGGCACAUGGACACAUGGGGCCAGGGGCCCUUGCUGAGCAGCUCCAAGGUGCGUGCAAAGCACUCUGUACCCAGUGUCACACAGGGGACCGAGGUGGGUGUCGCAACCAGCCAGGACCAGGGCAUGGGGGCGAGAGGGGACUGCCCAGAAAGGAGCAGCCCCAUAUCCAUGCGGCCUGCUCCAUUGCAGCCACCCCAGUGCGGUGAUGGGCAUGGGGCCAUCAUGUGGCCCCCAGGAUGAAGGAUAUGGCAGC
Molecule: messenger RNA, 3055 nt
Organism: Gavialis gangeticus (Gharial)
Lineage: Eukaryota; Metazoa; Chordata; Crocodylia; Gavialidae
Gene: SMO
Product: smoothened, frizzled class receptor
Exons: 12
Biological process (GO): positive regulation of smoothened signaling pathway; central nervous system development; smoothened signaling pathway
Cellular component (GO): plasma membrane; dendrite; cilium
Molecular function (GO): transmembrane signaling receptor activity; patched binding
Source: RefSeq, a predicted model, not a curated record